Messenger RNA from Spinacia oleracea (spinach), 639 nucleotides. RefSeq lists its product as uncharacterized. The transcript has 2 exons. The coding region runs from base 112 to 537 and encodes 141 amino acids. Lineage: Eukaryota; Viridiplantae; Streptophyta; Magnoliopsida; Caryophyllales; Amaranthaceae. The record is from RefSeq and is a predicted model, not a curated record.
CUAUGUUUCCAUGCAAUACGAAUUCUACAUAUACAUUCUAUUGUCAAUAUUCCAGAGCAAUACAUUUCAAAAAGGUGGACAAAGUUUGCAAAAAGUGAAGUAUGGAAGAGAAUGGAACAUAGAGAAGAUAAUGGAACAGAAAAGAGAAAAAUUACUCCAUGGCGUUAUGAGAUGGCAAGAAAUUUGUACAACUUGGUUAUUAAAUGUCAAGGGAGUGAUGCAGCUAAAAAGGUGCUUAAAGAGGCUUAUGCUCAUGCUAACGAAAGCAUAAAUAAGGUUCUAGAAAAAGAAAAAGCAGCAGAAAAGGAGGCAGCACAAAAGGCACAAGACGAUGUUGAAGCACAACAAACCACAAUCAACAUAGCACCGUCUACAUCAUCAUCAUCAUCAAAUGCACCACAAAUAAUAGUUGAAAAUCCACCACUAGUGAAGACAAAAGGAAGAAGUAAAAGAAAAAAAGGAUUCUUUGAGAUAAGGACAUCGUCAACAGCACCUACAGAAUUUGGAACUUUUACACCAAAAGAACAACUUUUUUAGUGACAUUGGAUUGAAUUUAGUGUUUAUCAAAUUAGUUAACUUGUACCAGCAAUUAGUUAACUUGUUCCCUCAAUUAGUUAACUUCUUCCCUCAAUUAUUUAA